GAUAAACAUAUCGGCAGUUGGAGUAAGAUUCGUUGAGGGGACAGUCGAAUCCGGUGUAGGCCCUAUGAAGACGCAGGCGUAGCCAGUGAUGAGGUCCGUGUUACAGCAGGUGUUAUAUUGGUUUUGAGCGGGCCUGGAUGAUGGCUGAAUCCAAGAUUGGGGCAAGGCCAAGGCUGACUUGGAAGAUUCCCACCCGCCUUGAUGUUCUCCAAGACAUCCUCAGUCAAUAUCCUGAUGAUGGACAAAUCCUUAAAGAAAUUCUCCAAAACGCUGAAGACGCUGGUGCAAGUCAUGCCAAGUUCAUCUAUGAUAAACAUGAAUACACGAAAGAAGGGCUGGAUCCGAAGUUGGCCAAGUUUCAGGGCCCAGCACUCUACGCCUACAAUGAUGCGGUUUUCUCGGAUAAAGACUUUGAAAACCUGCUCAACAUACAGCACAGCUCCAAAAGAGAGGAACGUACAAAGGUUGGACGGUUCGGUCGCGGAUUCAAAUCUGUCUUUCAUAUGACAGAAAUCCCUGUGCUCCUCAGUGGCUCAUACUUUGGAAGAGUGAACCCGUACAACGAUGGAGAAAUCUGCUGGAGCCUCUCAGAAGUUCUGUAUAACAAUCCGGUUGAGUUCGAAAGUUUCUUUGGUAAAUUUGGGUUCAAUGAAGCUGCGGCCAAAAACGGAUUUUACAAAGGUACUGUGUUCCGCUUUCCUCUACGACAAGAAGUUUCUGAGUUGUGUGAAACACUGUAUGGCGAGGAGAAAAUCAAGGAACUGUUCCGGAUGCUCGAAGGCGAUGUCUACAUGAAUCUGCUGUUCUUGAAAUCUUUAGAGUCCAUUGAGGUUUUCACCCGGGAGGUUUGUGAUGAGAGUUCUGAAGGAAUGCGUGGGUUCAGUGUCGAGUUGAAAGACAUUUCUAUGGGUCACAACGAAUCAAUGGCUACUGCUUUGGAGAAGAGACAAACAUUCUUCAGUGAUCUUGAUAUGGCCACUGAUGAAGUACUUAAGGGGGAACGCAGGUUGACAUAUCAAGUUGAAUUCAAGACGUCAGCAGCGCAAGAUGAUCAAAGAUUCGUUGUGUGCCAUUAUUACAAUGGGAAGAAAGAUACACCGACACUGAAAAAGCUCCUUGAAGAUCCCAACUUUAGUUACCUUCCUCUCGCAAGCGUUGCCAUGCCAAUUGGAUGCGAUACUGCUUGGCAGACGACAGAAAGUCAGCUGUUCUGUUUCUUUCCUCUGCCUCUCCAUGACAACACUAGCCCAACAUGUCUCCCAAUCCAUGUCAACGCUUUCUUUGUUGUCAGUUCCAACAGAAGUGAAAUCAAGUGGCCGACUACAGGACAGAAUGUUGACAAGAUGACAAAAGAUCUGCAGUGGAACCGCUGUCUUAUAACAGAGCUCCUUCCACAGGCGUAUGCACAUCUUCUCGAGGAUGCCACAGCAUUACCUGAUGUCCAUCGACAUGACAUCUGCAGCGCAUUCCCGAACAUCGACCGGGUGAAUGAGAAAUGGAAGGAUACCUUGUUGCCGCCAUUCCUGAGGCAGGUUCACAUGCUGUCUAUCCUUCCAACCAGUGGCUCAACUGUUACAAAAUAUGUCUGCCUGAAAGAUGCUGUGUUAUGCCCGCCGUCUGCCGGUCCAGAGAUACGAUCUGCGCUCACCAACUUUCUGAUAGAUGCCGGGAGGAACCCAGUGUGUGUCCCUGAAUACAUGAUAAGAGCAGUGAAGUCCCACAGUCCCCAAAGUCAAGUCACAGAAGCAACUCCAAUGUAUCUCUGCCAACUGCUGAAGGAAUGCAAAGAGUACCAGUCUUAUUCAAGAGAUGAUAAACUGCGUCUCCUCCAGCACCUGUUCUCAGAAGCGGAUGACACGAUUGUUGACCUUGACCAUAUCCAGCUUCUUCCAUUGGCAAACCAAAGGUUCACGGAGUUUGAUAUAGGCAGGGCUGCCAUAUACAUCGGAACAGAGGAGGAGAGAGCCUUGCUUCCUAAUCUUCAACACAAAUUCCUGAGUGAUGAUCUUGACCCCUCACUGAAGCAAACACUCGCGCAUAGAUAUAUAACAGAUAAUACCCAGUUGACUCUGCUCCAAGCGGACGACAUCCUGGAACUACUUUCUGAAAUAAUGCCGAGGAUAGGAAGCGAAGAGAAGAUUCUCAAGCUGAAGCCAGGGAAAGAGCUAGCCCCGAGUCACCUCACGGCUCAUUGGUGCGAGAGAGUGUGGCACUUCUUUACCCGCAUCAGUGAAGAUCACCCUGAUCAUCUAGACAUGGUCAGGCACUUGCAUCUUCUUCCAGUAGUCAAUACACCGUCUGAUUUCCACUUAACGAGGUUGUCUGGAGGGGCUGUGUGCAUUGCUGCCAGCUUGCACAAUGAGGCACUUCCUGACGAGGUCAGUGAAGCCUUGGCGCACUUUGGAGUUCAUGUUCUGCAUGGUAUCCCUGAUGUCAUACGACACCAUCCAUACGUGUUUGAUAAAGGCUUUGUUCAUCAGCCGAAUGCUCUUUCCGUCAUGAUGGCCUUGAUGAAAGUACACGAAGCUAACACCAACAUAUGCAACCUGUUUAACACCAGAGCCACAAAUGACCAGAGGAGAGCACUUUUGGUCUUUCUUGAGCCACUGAGAUGUCUACAGACGACCUUGAACUGUAAGCCCCUCCUGAGGAAACUGCAGCUAUUUCAGACGGUAGAUGGUAGUGGGAAGAAACCCCAGCACCCUGCCAGCAUUGCUGAAGUAGAGGAUGGUGUGACAAGUUAUAACAUCCCAGUGAAACCAAGGUGUAAGCUCCUCGACCUCUCUCUACCAGAUACACUCUUAAUGGCGAAGUUCAUUGGUGUUAAUGUGGUGUCAGAUACCAUGAUCAUUGAGCGUUUCAUACUUGAUGACAUCAGGCAAAGAGUAUUUGGUGAGGGAGAUGUAAUAAGUGUGAUGCUGCAUGUCCUCACCGAGUUCAAAGUGCACGUCCAAAACAGUGAGACCAUCAUUGCCCAGUUGGAAGACCUUGCAUUCUUAGAAGAUGAAGAGAGACAUUACCGGAAGCCAUGUGAACUCUUUGACCCAAGUGAUGGCGCCCUGAAACAGCUGUUUGCUGGAGAAAACAAGUUUCCAUCAAAAGACUACCAUGCCUGUCUUGAGCCACUAAGAACACUAGGUUUGAAGAGAAGGAGUCAGGUUAUUGUUGAAGAUCUCAACCAUUCUGCUGCCUUGGUGCACAGAGAAGUCCAGCGUUUGAAGGAGAGGGGGCUAAGACCAAUGAUAAAACCAGGAAACAAUGUGAUGUUACUGAAGAGAAAAAGUGGUGCUAUUGCCACACUGUUUCUUGAGAAGCAAUCAAUGAAGUCCAACCAGAAGAGUCGACGUCUUAAAGAGUUGGAGUGGGUGCCGAUACAGACUGAGAAACCCAAGUCCCAUCCCAGCGAUUUGUGUUGGAAUCCUGAACAGAAACUAUUUGACAAACCAGGUUCUGUUGCCUUGACUACUUACACUUCUGUUAUUGGGUCGUCUCUGGCCAUUGCUGAUAGCUCUUUUGUUCCAGAUAGGGCUCUUGAAGCUAUAUUUGGAGUAUGGACGCCUCCUUGUGAAAAGGUGGUAGAACAUCUUAGAAAUCUGUCUCGAUGCUUUUCUACCCGCGACAAGCCAACGAUUAUGGCAAUGGUACAAGCAGUGUACGAACUUCUGAAGGAAUUUGAACCAUGGGUGAGUGUCGAAAAAAUGUUAGAGCAAAAUCUCACAGACUGGGUCUGGCACGGGGAUGGAUUUACUUCUGUUGAGUCUGUCGCUAUCAGCCAGCAGUUCAAUGAAAAUCUGACCCCAUAUGCCUACACUUUGCCGCGGGAACUGUUGCGAUUUCAUGGUUGGCUCCUAAAGAUGGGGGUGAAGCCAGAGUGUAACCCAGUGGAAAUCCUUCGUAGGAUGAAAGACUGGCACGAAGACAACAGAAACAUCUCGGUAGAGAGAGUGAACCACGACCGAUCAAUAGCUGUUAAUUUGAUCAAUAAGAUCGUGGAAGCUCAUCCCAGAGGAGUUCCAGGGAGCAUUCGGGAGGACCUCGUCCUCCCCAUUGAAUGCUCUGACGGCCAUCUUUCGCUCUUAGCAGCAUCGUCUUGCACCUACCAUGACAAAGAAUGGAAGUUGGGGGAAUUGAUAGAUGUGGAGCACGUGACCCAAGAAGAUGACGAGACCUUGCACUUUCUCCAUAGGUCUAUCUCCAAGGCAACGGCCACUGCACUUGGUGUGGCAACGAUGAUGAACAGACUUCUCGAGGGGGAUUGUGAGGGAUUUGAAUUUGCAGCUGAGUUUGAGGGAUACGGCCAAAAGCAGCAGCCAUUGACCGCUCGCCUAAAUAAUAUCUUGAAAGACUACCCCGAUGGUUUGGCCAUUCCUAAAGAACUGAUUCAGAAUGCCGAUGAUGCCGGGGCAACGGAGAUCAAGUUCAUGUUUGAUGAGCGAGAAAACGAAGAUGCGAUGACUGGACUGCUCGAUGAGGGAAUGAAACAGUGUCAAGGACCAGCAUUGUGGAUCUACAACAAUGCUGAAUUCUCAGAUGAAGACCUGGCAAACAUUCAAAAGCUGAGCGGUGCAACCAAGGAAGACAAAAAAGACAAAAUAGGAAAGUUUGGACUUGGGUUCAAUGCGGUGUACAAUGUGACUGAUGUCCCAAGUUUCGUUACUAAGGAAUAUGCUGUGUUCUUUGACCCUCAUCGUUCCCACCUCGGAAAGGCCAUGCCGAGGAAUGACACUGGUCUGAAGGUGAAUCUCUGCACUGGAAGCAAGCGAGUAGCAGAGAUCAGAAAACAGCUGUUCAAUCAGUUUGUGACCUAUAAUGGUGUAUUUGGCUGUCAGAUGGCCAAAGUCGGUGACCAGAAAACCUAUCCAGGGACGCUUUUCAGGCUUCCACUCCGGAAACCUGGAACAGUAAGUGAGAUAAAGAAUGUGCCCUACAGCCGGAAAGACAUAGUGGAACUGCUCCAGUUGCUUCUUAACAAGGCUGAUGAAUUGCUCCUAUUCACACAGAAUGUCCAGCUGAUUGAAGUACACCAUCUCCCGAAGAACAUGGACGAUCCACAAAGUGCAGUUAAACUGUACACAGCUGAGAGGAACAUGGUGAAAACACUGAAAUCGUUACCAUCUCCUCUGAUUGAAACUCUCAAGAGUUUGCCGAUGCCACAGAAAGGUUUGGGCUCUAACCUGUUGAUGCUGUCGCACUGCAUGAAUCCACGCAUGCCCCAAGAGUACCCAAAUGGUUUGCAUUUAGCAGACACUAUGCAAACCAAGCUUGAAUUCAAGAGUGCAUCUUCUACACUUGGUCUAAAGAAUGAGUCCCGAACAGUCCACUGGUUCCGAUACGGAUGUUUUGGUCUCGGACAAUCCCUCACCCUUGCUUUGAAAAGUAAGUCGGAAAUACCUGUUGCUGGUGUAGUGGUGAAGCAUUGUCCUCAUAGAGACAGUUUCCAUCCUAUGACGCUGGAUUCUGCACCAGUUUAUUGUCAUCUCCCGCUGCCCUCAUCAGUCAAGAGCGGUUUGCCGGUCAUUGUCAAUGGGUGCUUUGCUGUAAAGGCAGACCGACGCCAUCUUGUUGAACUGACAGAUGAUGACAAACAAAGUGCAAUGAACGAGUGGAAUGAACACCUUCAGGAGGAUGUCAUCACAGAGGCCUACCUUGGUGCCCUCGAACUAAUGACAAGGGAAGCACACACCCAAGCUGACCCCUACAGCCUCUGGCCAAGAAGCAGUCUCAUUGAGAAACAGUUUGAGACAUUCCACCAAAGCUUCUACACGUGUCUCAGGAUAAAAACGGGGAGAUGGUCCCCAAAGAUCUUCACUAAUGGGAAGACAUGGGUGGACUUCCAACAUGCAGUUUUCCUCGAUGAACGUCUUAUCUCUUCAGAUCUGAAACAUGUUGCAUUGCACAGGCUACAGGUUUACCUGAAUAACCAGCCUGGUGGUCGGGUUGCUAUUGACCUUCCCAUGGAUAUCAGAAAGGAAUUGGGUGACCUUACAACAAAGACAUAUUCACUCACAGGAUUCUUUGAGAAAGCAGUUCUUCCAUCCGUCACUGACCUUGAUCAACAUGAACGAGAUGCUAUGUUGCUUAUGGGCUUAAAAUGCACGAAGAAAGAUUCAGACCUCAAGGAACUGUUUCAGAGGAGUAGUUGCAUCCCUGUGCAACCAAAAGGCAUGACAUACUCAAAGCCAGGUGAUCUUGUCUCCCCCAAUGGCCGUUGUUCUUCCCUAUUUGACACAGGUGACGAUGUGUAUCCCACUGAAAACUUCUGUAACAAGGAAUACAUUGGUAUUCUUGAAAGUAUGGGGAUGAAAUCGGACCAUCUGUCCUGGGAAUGGGUGAUAAAAAGAGCUAACUCCGUUCAGAGCUUGCCAAUCGAUAGGUCAGUAGAGAGAACAAAUCAUAUACUGGCCUACAUAUCAUGGAAGCACGGACAGGGGACUAGAAGCGCUGACGACUUAGAAAAGUUGAAGCCGCUCAGGCAAGUCAAGUUCUUACCGGUCCUCAGACGGCCGGAUAAUUACCCUCUGAGGCUAAAAUGGAAAGGGGACAACUUUGGCCAGAGUCUUGUGGCUGCAGUCGAUCUGUACCUACCAAAGCACCAGAGCUUGCUUGGCAGUACUUGCCCGGUCAUAGAUGAACAACGAGUAGGAUUGCUGCAGCAAACCACAAAAUCUAGACUUUUUCUUGAGGAAGUACUUGGCCUAAAGGAGAAAAAGCCAAUGGUGUGUGAUGUCAUCACACAACUUCAGGAGGUAUCACAAACAGACAACAUUUGCACCUGGAUUAAAGAUAACACUAUGCAUGUAUACAGUUACAUCAACUCAUGCUGCUCAGCUGAAACAAAUGAUGCAAGAACGCUGGUUGCCAGGGAGUUAGGAAAGUCGAAGUGCAUCUUGGUCGAUGACUAUUUCAUGUAUCCUGAACACUGUGCCAUCAACUUCCUGUCAGAGAUUCCACCGUUCCUCAGCAAAGUGCCUUAUCUUCUGAUUUCGUACAAAUAUUUUCUAGCUGCACUUAAUGUAAGAGACUCGUUCGAACCGAUAGACUUUGUUAAAGCGUUGCACAGGAUUGAUUCAAUUGGUGCUGGUGUAACCACAGUCAGAGAGAUUGCAGAAUGUCUUCACAAUCUGAUGAAAGAACGGGGCGCCUCAAUUGAAGAGGUGGUAGAGGAUUUUGACAGCCAAGUGUUGCUUCCAUCGGCUUUUGGCGAAACACCCUCCUCGUGUGAGCUGCGUCCUGUUGGUUCCCUCUGCUUGAACCUAUGCCCAUGGUUAGAGAAGCCAGUUGUGGACCACAAGCUGAAGUAUGUUCAUACAGCCAUCACACCUGAGGUUGCCAAAGCUUUGGGUGUGAAAACAGACGGAGAAAACAUAUUCGAGACACUGGGUUGUGGAUUCGGGGACCCGUUUGGACAAAGAGAAAAACUGACAACAAGGAUCAAGAACAUUUUAGACGGUUACCCUUGUGAUGAGGGGAUACUGAAAGAACUGCUUCAGAAUGCGGACGACGCUGGUGCAUCUGAACUAAGAUUCAUCCUGGACACUCGUACACUAGAUGGGAAGAAGAUCUUUCAUGAGAAAUGGAAAGAAAUGCAAGGACCUGCUUUGUGUAUCUUCAACAAUCGACCUUUUACUGAGGAUGAUUUGAUCGGUAUUAGCAGAUUAGGCCAGGGGUCGAAGUCCAGAGACACAACAAAGACAGGACAGUACGGUGUCGGCUUCAACUGUGUGUAUCAUCUUACUGAUGUGCCUUCCUUCCUGACUGACGUAGAGAGAGUUGACAAGCCCAUGGUCAAGGCCCUUUGUUUCUUUGAUCCAAACUGUGGCCAUGUAAAAGGUGCCACCGAAACAAACCCUGGAAAAAAAAUUCAAGGUGAAAAAUUUGUUAAAAUGAAGGAAAUUUUCCCUGACAUGUGCCAGGGAUACUUUGAAGAUAAAUUUCACAACCCUCAAGGAUCGACAAUGUUCCGUUUGCCACUCCGCACAACCGAAGUCGCAGAAUCAUCAGAUAUAAGCACGAAAGUCAUAACGAUUGACAUGAUGGAAGGUCUAAUGAAUACAUUCAAAGAUGAGUUAUUCUACAGCCUCCUGUUUGUCAAUUCUGUCCGAUGUGUUUCAUUGGAGAGGAUAGGUCAGACAGGUCACAUUUACACUGUAAAUGUUUCAUUGUCCGGUGAGGACGAAGGGAGAUUGUCACAUUUCAACUCGCAUGUAAAACAGAUAGCAAGUCAGUUGAAAAAGAAAGAAAUCGAACUAAAGGAUUUCGAUUAUAAAGAAGUCAUUUACGCUCUACAUAUCAGUGACUCCAACGGUAGGAAAGAGACAUGGUCUGUCUGUCAAUGCAUAGGCUUCAAAGGGGAUUGCGUUCCACAAGUUGUCGCGGAUGCAGUAACCACUGGAGAUAUAGCAUUGUUACCAAGGGGAGGAGCAGCUCAUCGGCGCAAAAACUACCAAACUUCGCAUCACCGCCUCUUCUGUUUCCUGCCUAUGCCAGUUGAUACUCCACUUCCUGUUCAUUUGAAUGGACACUUCGCCCUCGACCAAGAAAGACGGGCCCUUUUGGAUGACGUUGAGGGGAAAGCCAUUGGGUUUAAGCAAGCCUGGAAUACCAUGCUGAUGGAACAGGUGAUACCACACGCGUACAUUUCACUUGUGACUCGGGUAUGCAACCUCCUUUCAUCUCGAGAAAUGGUAGAAUCUACCCAACUGAUAUCAUUCUACAGAAUGUUCCCUGAGCCAGAUAAGUCACACAGCAAGUACAUUCAGACCUUGUGUGAAGCAUUCUAUACCAUACUGAAGACAAAUGACUUGAGGUUUCUCGCCGUACAGAUCCCAACAUCAGAAAGAAUAGAACCAAGGUGGUUUUCAGUAAAACAGUGCACGCAAGGUCAAGCCUUCUUUGACAAUACCGAAAAGCCAUCACGUCUUUUAGACAAACUACUUUCAUCUGAGCAUCAACAUGCUACUUCGACUGGAGAUAUUCUCUGUAGGAUAGGCUUCAACCUGCUAGCAAUGGAAGUUCCACGGUUCAUUCAUAACGCAUUGCUAUUGUUGGGUGCAAAUGUUCUUGAGGUAGAGCCAGUGCAUGUCCUCAACUUUCUGUAUAGGUACAAAGAUGACAAGUCUUGCAAGCUGAAAAAACUACCAGUGAAAGUGAAGAACACUCCUUUCAAAGGACUCGAUGACUUGGUGAAGCUAACUGGAUAUUGCUGCAGCCAUACAAAGGAUGAGUCCAGAUCUCUGCAAGGUCUUCCUCUUUGUGCUACUAAAGAUGGAUUCAUGCAUGAGUUUCAGGCCGAGCCUGGUAUAUUCAGUCCUCGGUUCUCCUCCCUGGUGCCGCAGCAUCCAGCCAAGUUUCUUGAAGCCUCAGUUUACCGUUCUAUCCUGCUAGCAAGAGUUCAGGCAAGCCCCUGUUGUGUCAAGCAUUUAACCAUAGAAACCAUUGUACCUUUCCUAACAACAGGCUACAGCAAGCUUCUCGAUAACUACCGCUGGAAUUGGGAUCCCAACUCAAAUACUGGGCAGAAGCAACUGAGAUGGAUCCAGACCCUGUGGAGGUUUAUCCAGGAAGAUGUUGGUGACAUGGAUGGUGUUAGACUGGAACUCCUGAAGGAGUUCUGCAUCAUACCAACGCAGGUGACAAACGGUGGAAGGGUUGAAUCAUAUCUAUACCCAUUGAAGGACGUUGGGAGUGUUGUUGACCUAUCCACUCCUGCAGUUUACUUCGAUCAAACUGUGCAGGAAAUUGUGCGUUGCGCUGGUGUACCAAUACUUGACCUGUCUGCUUGCCCAAAAGAUAGGAAGACUGAGGAAAUGCCACGGAAUCUUGUGUCUAAUGUCAGAGAUGCAAGAGGCAUUCUGAAGGCUCUAAGUGGCUUGACACUUCAUGCAAAUAGUGCCAAUCAACUCACGGCCAUCAUGCGAGAUCGGAAAAAUGCAUCGGCGAUCGUUAAGUACUUGUCUCAUUCGUUGAAAGACAACUGUACAGAGGAAGAGGCUGAACAGUUCUUAUCGUUACCAAUUCAUGCGAUUGCCAGUGGUAAUGUUGUCUCACUGCGAAACUGCUUCGUAUACCUUGUUCCAAAAGGCCUACCAAAAGCGGGUCUUGAUAACUGGUAUAGUGAAGAUAACCAUAGACCAGAGCAAUUCAUUUUCACAGAUGAUGACGACAUUCAUGCGAUGUACAAGAACAUCGGGAGUAUUGAAAAGACGAAGGUAGACCUUUAUGCAGAGUUGAUACUGGUCAGUGUCAAUUUCCAACACUUCCUUAAUGAUGAAGAAAAGCUGGAGCACCUACGCUAUAUCAAGGACUGGCUACUUCCAUUUAUCAAGCCAGACAAAAAAGGAAAGAAAGAGAAACAGGUUCUCCUUGCAGCAUUACAAAGCCUCCCAUUCCUUAAGGACAAGGAUGAAGUGUUUAGACAGGCGAAAGAGUUCUUCAGCCCCUUCGAUUCCUUGUUUCAAGUGAUGGAGAAAUCGUUUCCACCAAAGGCAUUUCAUCACGAUGACUGGAUCGAGUUCCUUGGUGAAUGCGGUCUACGCCACCGGGUUACUGGAGAGGACUUGGUGCGAUAUGCGAGACAAGUUGAAGAGGAAGGAAAGCGUCCUACAGAACAGACAGAAACGAAGGCGAUGAUGAUUUGUGCGAAACUCCCAGAACUUGCUCACGAGAAAAAAGUCUUGUUUCAAGUAAAAGAUAUCAAGUUCCUCCCGAUUGGGAAGAUUGGUAUACCAUUCUCUGACCUCCACCAUCAAUACAAACCAGACCAGUCUGAGUACGUCUCCUUUGAGAAGAGUGUGUUCUACACUGAUUAUAAGUACUGCUGGACUGUCAGGAAGGUACUUCCGCAGUGGCUGCAGUCUGAUCUGACAUAUAGCGAGUUUCAAAAACAAUUAAACAUAGCAGCAGUACGACAGAGACCAAUACUGUUGGACCAAGCAACAGUUUCAGCUCUUCAGAUGCAGUGUCCAGUUCCUCCAACAGAUGUCGUCGCACAUGUUAUUGAACUGAGCAGUUGCCUUGCUGGUAACUCCAAUAGAAGUACGAGAAUGACUAAAAUAGUCAUGGAGGCUCUGUAUAAAAACCUUGAUGACAGACAAAACGAAAUCGCUCAGGGCGAUCUGGACAAACUAGCCAAGGUUCCAUUGAUAACGGUAGAUAAUGGAAAGCGUCUAGUUCGUCCAAACCAAGUUGUUGUGAAACUUCUCGCCGACGAUGCCAUUGAACCGUACCUGUACGUUCUUCCAGAACAGGAACUGCUGAAAUAUGCACAGUUCUUUUCUAAGAUUGGCGUGAAGAUGGAAGUGGACUGCAAACAUUUUAUGAACGUCCUCCAACUUAUAAGAGAGGAAUGUACGAGUGGAGUAGAGAAUGUGACACAACUGGAUCCCAAGCAGCUGGAAGCAACCGAAAAGGCCAUCAUACGGUUCUUCAGCCGCCUUGGGUCGACCGAUGGCGGUAAAACAAGACUGGCUAAACACACUCAGCUGUAUCUUCUUAGCAAGAACCAUACUCUAGAGCUAUCCACCAAGCUUGUUCAAGUGGACAAAUUGAGCUGGGAUAUAAACAACCGUAUGGCUCGAGCGCAAUGGCCACUGUCCAUCCUCAAAGUUACUACCCGUCUGCAUGAUGCGUACGCAAACUUGUCUAAACUUCCUGAAGUGUUGCAACCAAAGUUGCUAUCUGACCUGGUGGAGGAAGAUAUUGAUGAGAGCUGCCUUGCGAGCGUGGAGAAUAUCGACGAAGAGGACACAUUAGAUCAUUCUGCUCAUGUCAACAGUGAGGAGUUCAGGGAUGGUCUUAACCGAAUUUUGCGCCAAGAAUUAGGGGCCGAGACAGGAGGUAGCUUUGAAGAAUAUUGGGACAGACUACUGGAUGGUUUGACCAGUAUUUCAUUUCACUCAGUUGUUGGGCUGCGCACUGUUCUGAAGAUGAAGGACGGUGAUACAAUAAAAAACAGCUCUGUAGAAAACAAGCUUGGUAUAUUCAUCAAGACAUUGCCCGAUCAUAGAGGAGCUAGAGUUUACAUUGAAAGAGGGAAAGCAAACUUCACAAAAGAAGAUCAUUUUGUAGCGUUAUUCAUAGACAUAGUGAGCAGCACCUUCCCUAGAGUAAGUGAGGUAGUGAAGAAUUUACUCGGGCGGUUAAUCAAGUGGGACACCCCAGAUAUUUCAGACAGGCUCGAUCAAGAGAACAUCCGACCAUUAAGCUGGUAUGAAGAGACACUCAUUCCCAACCCGGGUGAGGUGAUCCAAAGGACACUGCAUGGAAUCCUGAAACAAGACAUCGGAAUCUUCAAAGAAGGUGAUAUUGUUGGUUUCAAGACAGCAGGUCCAUUCUCAGAAGAGUUUGUGUACGCCAAGGUAAUUUCCUGUGAAGGGGGAUAUGGGGACGACUUCCAGAAGUACAAGGUCGACAUCGGUGUGAUGCAGGUCGUGGUCUUUGCGUCCGACAUCUACAAAUUCCAUAGAGAGAAGCUGACUUCCUGUAUGGAGGCGGAGGAGGAUGAGGUUGACUUUGACAAGGUCAGACAGCAGUUGGCGACGGACAUUGCGUUCGCUUACCAGAACCUGUCUGUUAAGGAAAGAGCUGCUUGGGUGAUACGUACAAUCUCAAAGUGGCAGCCAGAUAAUAACCCGAGUCAGGAACAAAUCUGUCGACAAAUUCUAAAGUUCGUCGAGGGUAGAAUCGCGGAAGAAGAAAGCAAGCGUUCAGACGAAGAGGAUAGCGAUGAUGAAACGGAGACCAAGAAAUCGGCUAGCAACAUGAAGAAGGUGUUUGAAUACACAGCCGAGCGAGCAAGGGAACACAAGGAGCAUAUUCAGCAGCAGAGAAAGUGGUUGGAAUCCAACUCAAAAAUGUCAAAAUCGUUGAAAGAUCCUGUGAACUACGAUUUCUUUCGGUUCCUAGGUGAGGCUGGCGAUGUAGGGAAGACGUCAGGAAGUGGUGGCCAAGAGUUCUAUGACCGCGCCUUCAAGCAGUUCAGCAGACGACACAUUACUUAUUCCAGUAACACAUCUCCGAUACAGCCAAGACUAUUGCGAAACCCAAGACCAGAAGAGGCCAGGCAGUGGUUCCAGCAGGCUGAGGCAGACUUGAAUGCUUCAAGGAAUGAUUCGACCCCUGUAGAUAAAGCGUACGAAUGGGCCGUCUUCAAAUGUCAUAGGGCGGCAGAGAAAGCCUUAAAGGCAGCUUACCUGACCAAAGGCGGUGAUAAUUCCGCCAGCCACGACUUGAAGCGUCUCGCCAGUCGGGUUGGGGAUUCUGAACUGUCAUCUCUUGCCAGGCAGAUAGCAGACAUCACUGGUGACGGCACCGACCUGCAGUAUCCCAGACAGGGCCAGAUACCUCACGUCCGUCUUAGCGAGGACACUUACACAGCGGCACACCGGCUGACAAAACGUCUCCUGAGGACAAUUCACGACCGGUUCUUUGCGUUAUAGUCAUGAUAAUGGGAUGUUCUGGUUUUACUCACAGGUUCUAAUUUCCGGCAGUUGCACUGGGUGAUUUUUAAGCUAAUGGUAAAAUGUGACACUUACACUGAUAUCCUCUGGAACCAUAGAGUAAGGUGGAAUACAAAGAAUAAACUAGUGACGGUAUGUCUUACUGCUGGUCUCUGUGUCAGUACAAACACCAGCAUCACCAGUUUACACAAGUGACCCCUUUUGGUAGAAUAUCUAACUAGAAAUAGAAAUUGGUGUCAGUGUUGUAGAAACCACAAGAACCAGCAGAAUGUCUUGAUUUAGGUCCCUUUUUAAAACAUUGUUAUCAAUAUCAAGAAAUACUAGAAUACUGAUGAAAUGACGAUUUUUUUAUAUACACAACCUUUAAAAUAAGCUCCUUUAAAGGUGUUUGUGUGGACAUGAAGGACUUGAAAAACUGUAAACCAUGAAAUUCAGAUUUAGAGAACAAUUGACCUGCGGGAUCCAGAGACUCACUAAGCCUUUUACAAUGAUAAAAGUUGGAUAUGGCUUUACUAUAUCUGACGCCGGUUAUAAUGGACCAGUUAGCGGUAUGCUAUAAGGUAUUUUUCAUAACGCAGUGUUAAUGCUUUGAUCAUGCCUCGUAUCGUGUGACCAGAGGGCAUGAUUUUGCCAACCUAAAAUUACUAUUGGAAUGAUGCAUAUAUUUUUUAUUUCGUUUAAAAAUUAUAAUUGGUUCAAAAGUUAUGUUCUCUUCUUGAAUCUGUUUUUAUUAGUAAGAUGCUGGAAAAUCAUGAGGACAAACAAUAGCUGUUUUAGAUGUCACAAAAGGUUUGAUAAGCCAUAAUGAGCAUGCUUAUUUGGACCGUAUCGAAUUCAGAAAUAGAGAUAAAAAAACGGGAUUAGUGUGACUCAUGUAACCACUGAACUUGUAGAAAAUGAAUGUAAUAUAUCAAGUAAUCAGUAUUUAUGAAUACCUGGUAAUAUGCGUAGUUGUCAUCUCAUAUACUACUAAUCAAAUCACAAAUAUUAUAAAUAUGUGACAUCACCGCAUAAGUUAGUAUAUUUCCGACGUUCACAGGACGGCACUUAAAUCAUUAUCCAUUCUUGAUAACCUGAUUGACAACUAAAUUUGGGCGAAUGAGGUCCAAUCCUCUAGCCACUACCGGAAUUAUGUAGGCAUGGUAUUGUGUUUUUGAUUUUGUUCAUAUGAACGGUUAUAAUUUAUAAUUUUGAUGGUGUAAGGUUGAUAUUAAUGCAAAUACAUGUAAUGAAAUAAGAUUUCGCCGUA
Lineus longissimus is the source of this 14706-nucleotide messenger RNA. RefSeq names its product sacsin-like. Gene Ontology annotation, molecular function: Hsp70 protein binding. Lineage: Eukaryota; Metazoa; Nemertea; Pilidiophora; Heteronemertea; Lineidae. The transcript is spliced from 8 exons. The coding region runs from base 138 to 13436 and encodes 4432 amino acids. The record is from RefSeq and is a predicted model, not a curated record.